Messenger RNA from Alexandromys fortis (reed vole), 2055 nucleotides. RefSeq names its product glyceraldehyde-3-phosphate dehydrogenase, spermatogenic (gene Gapdhs). The transcript has 12 exons. NCBI's taxonomy places the organism in Eukaryota, Metazoa, Chordata, Mammalia, Rodentia, Cricetidae. Bases 850 to 2055 code for a protein of 401 amino acids. Gene Ontology annotation, molecular function: NAD binding; glyceraldehyde-3-phosphate dehydrogenase (NAD+) (phosphorylating) activity; NADP binding. Gene Ontology annotation, biological process: glucose metabolic process; glycolytic process. Gene Ontology annotation, cellular component: cytosol. The record is from RefSeq and is a predicted model, not a curated record.
ACUCAUAUCCUAUCUAUCCACCUAUCAUCUAUCCAUCUAUCUAUCAUCUAUCAUCUAUCUAUCUAUCUAUCUAUCAUCUAUCUAUCUAUCAUCUACCUACCAACCCACCUGAGUACCGAUCUCUAUUUUUAAGCCCACACCCAUUUGUUCUGCCAAUAGAUUCGUGGGUGUGAACUCAUUCUGCAGUGUUUGGCUUAGGAUCCUAAGGAAAACUGACUUUACUGUUCCCUGUCCAUAGCUCCUGAGCCAGCUGGAGCUCAUGAGCCCCUCCCCCAUCCAUGAGAAUGUUGACUGCCUUGCUCUUGGCAGGCAACUGUGCCUGCUGUGAGUUCAGAAGCACAGCUGUCCCGUCAUGUCGGGGAGAUACUGCUUCGCUGCUGUCCUCCCAGAUUUCUGGAUCUUACAGUAUUUCCUUCCUAUUCUCCGCCUGGGUGAGAAGAGCCACGCUUAAGCCCCUGGGAACCCACGCAGCCAAGGGGAGACUUGGGAGGGGCUUUCUAGGUCCUUCCUGACUCCUGGAGAGCUAGGGAAACACCUCAGAGAUUCAGGACACCAUGGAACAGGUGGACCAGGGGAGGGAGGAAGGGGGACAGCAGCCACAAGUACACGAGUGAACCCAGAAGAUUCCACUCUGGAUGCCAGGGGAGGCCUGGAAAUACUCAGUGUGAGAUUCCCAAAAGGCCUCUGGUGGGCCAAGAUCCCCAGCCUGCACACUACUUCCUCUGUGAUGUCACUGAACAGUGUGACAUCAUCAGAGGCUCUGGAAACAGUAACCAACCCCUGGGGAGCCUCACACCUCAGUACCAUCUCAGAGGGGCCCAAGGAAGCCAGGCCAUGAGAUCUUAGGCCAUGUCGAAACGUGACGUCGUCCUCACCAAUGUCACUGUUGUCCAGCUACUGAGGCAGCCAUGCCCGGUGCAAAGGGCUCCACCUCCACCUGAGCCCAAAGUUGAGGAGCCACCGCCACCACCACCAUCGCCUCCACCCCGGGUAGAGCCAGUCAAAGAGGUUCCACCUCCCCCUCCACCACCACCCAAAAAGCCAUCAAAAGAGCUGACAGUGGGCAUCAAUGGAUUUGGACGUAUUGGUCGCCUGGUUCUGCGAGUCUGCAUGGAGAAGGGUGUUAAGGUGGUGGCAGUGAACGAUCCAUUCAUUGACCCAGAAUACAUGGUAUACAUGUUCAAAUAUGACUCGACGCAUGGGAGAUACAAAGGAAGUGUGGAGCAUAAGAACGGACGGCUAAUUGUGGAUGACCUUGAGAUCCACGUGUACCAGUGCAAAGAUCCCAAAGACAUUCCUUGGAGUUCUGUAGGGAAUCCCUAUGUGGUGGAGUCUACAGGCGUAUACCUGUCCACAGAGGCGGCUUCGGCACACAUCUCAGCCGGAGCCCAGCGCGUAGUAGUCACUGCGCCCUCCCCCGAUGCGCCCAUGUUGGUCAUGGGUGUGAAUGAGAAGGAGUAUAAUCCUUGCUCUAUGAACGUCGUCAGCAAUGCAUCCUGUACCACCAACUGCCUGGCCCCCCUCGCAAAGGUUAUUCAUGAACGCUUUGGGAUCGUGGAAGGACUGAUGACCACAGUGCAUUCCUACACAGCCACUCAGAAGACAGUGGACGGGCCGUCAAAGAAGGACUGGCGAGGUGGACGCGGUGCUCACCAGAACAUCAUUCCAUCCUCCACCGGGGCUGCCAGUGCCGUAGGCAAAGUCAUCCCAGAGCUCAAAGGGAAGUUAACGGGAAUGGCAUUCCGGGUGCCAACCCCAGAUGUAUCUGUUGUGGACCUGACCUGCCGCCUGGCCCAGCCUACCUCCUACUCGGCUAUCAAGGAAGCUGUGAAAGAGGCAGCCAAGGGGCCCUUGGCUGGCAUCCUUGCUUACACAGAGGACCAGGUGGUUUCCACGGACUUUACCGGCGAUCCCCAUUCGUCUAUCUUCGAUGCUAAGGCUGGCAUUGCCCUCAAUGACAACUUUGUUAAACUCAUUUCCUGGUACGACAACGAAUAUGGCUACAGUAACCGGGUGGUCGACCUCCUCCGCUACAUGUUUAGCCGAGAGAAGUAA